Messenger RNA from Cotesia congregata, 498 nucleotides. The record is from the annotation of a GenBank genome assembly. NCBI's taxonomy places the organism in Eukaryota, Metazoa, Arthropoda, Insecta, Hymenoptera, Braconidae.
AAAGAUUCCAUCGACGAUUUGGAGAAAAAUAAUGGCUUAAACAAUUUAGUGGAGGAUUUGCAACAACAAGUAAUGACUACAAAUUCUAAUGUCUGCGAGAUGAUGGAGUCGCAUACUAGUGAAGAACUACCGAGUUAUGACUUACCGGCUCCAGACCCGAAAACAAACGAGAUAAAAGUACUACCAAAUUUGAAAGUUAGCACUAGCAACUUCGCCAAAGCCAUAUGCCGGGAAGAAAUGUCAAAAAGAGCCAAAUUGCUAGUAAAAAUGAGGUGGCCUGAUAAGGGUAUAAGAUUGCAGUUGGGCUUUGAUAAAAGCGCCCCAGGUGUAAAAAUCCUAAUAAGUGAUCAGGAAGUCACAGAAAUACGAGAUUUAUGUUUGAAAUGUGAAAAAAUGCGAAACAAUGUAUUGAAAGAAGGUGACAAGAGAUACCCCAAACUGAAACAAAUAAAAAAGUGGAUUAGCGGUACUCUAAUCGACGAAUGUCAUCGAGAAUAA